AUGUAUUGUCAAAAGAUAAUUAUGAAUACUUCCAAAUAUAUUCAAAUAGUUACAAGAUUUAAUUACAUUGCUGCAAAUAUUUGGUUUUUAAAUCAGAAGAAAAAUAUAUUUUUGGUAUAUUUGCAACAAAUUAAUAAAAUUAAAAAAAGUUUUAAUAAUACAAAAUAUAGUAAUCAAUGGAAAACUUUGUCACAAACUAAGUAUUUUAUUGUGUCAGGUAGUUUUUUAUUUAAUUUAUUUAAUCCUAAAAAAGAAAAAGAUGAUAUUGAAGAAUUAAAAAUAACAAUCAAACGAUCAAUUUUAUUAAUUCAGAAAAAAGAGUUUUUGAAAGCAGAGCAAAUGUUACAUAUUGCAUUAUACCAAGCACAAACUUUACAACAUUAUGAUGGUAUAACUUAUGUAUAUGAUAUAAUGGCAAAUCUAGCAUAUGAUAUGAAUGAUUUCGAAAAAGCAAAAGAUUUAUUUAAAUCAGUUUUAAAAAGAUUAAUAGCUAAGGGAGUUCCACAAGAUGAUUUAGCAAUCAUUCAUAUUAGUCUUAAAAUAGCUGAUAUAUAUGAUAAAAUAGGAAAUAUAGAAAAAGCAGUGACUGGUUACAAAUUUUGUUUGGAACAUUUGCAAAAUCAUUUAUCUAAGAACAAUGAAAAUCAAGAUGCAUUACAAUUACUAGGUUUAAGUUCAGAAAAAUAUGCAUCAAUGCUUUUUUCACAAUCACAAUAUGCUAAUGCUCUUGAAUAUUUUAUUCAAGCUUAUGAUGUAUGCAUAAAAAUAAAUGGUGAAGAAAAUGAACAAACUGUCAUUUUACUAAAUAAUUUAGGAAGUGUUUGUUAUAUGUUACAACAAUAUGACCAAACUAUUAAGUAUUUCUCUAAAGCUGCGGAACUAGGAAAAAAAAUACCAGAUAUGGUUGACUCGGGUUAUAUUAAUAUCAAUUUAGGAAAUACAUUUAUAGCACAAGGAUUAUAUGAAGAAGCAAAAAAAAGUUGUAGUGAAGGAGAACGUUUAGCAAAACUUCAAAAUGAUAAUGAAUCUAUAAUGGAAGCUAAAAAAUGUCUUGAAGAAAUAAAACGUUUGAUAUCUUAA
This is a messenger RNA of Eufriesea mexicana, 1080 nucleotides long. RefSeq names its product tetratricopeptide repeat domain 19 (gene Ttc19). Gene Ontology annotation, molecular function: protein binding. The transcript has 4 exons. The coding region runs from base 1 to 1080 and encodes 359 amino acids. Gene Ontology annotation, biological process: mitochondrial respiratory chain complex III assembly. The record is from RefSeq and is a predicted model, not a curated record. Gene Ontology annotation, cellular component: mitochondrial inner membrane. NCBI's taxonomy places the organism in Eukaryota, Metazoa, Arthropoda, Insecta, Hymenoptera, Apidae.